AUGAUUGUGGAGUCUGAACGUGAUCGCCCCGCCCUCAAGGAAAAUAUUAAUCCGGAACUGGCUAAUCAGCGACAUUUUCGAUUGCCAAAACUAGAAUUGCCUUCCUUCAAUGGUGAAGUAAAACAGUGGCUCACGUUUUGGUCGCAAUUUAAGAAAAUCCAUGGCGAUCCCAUGAUCGAUAACGAUGACAAGCCUCAAUAUCUUACGCAAUGCAUGGAAGUGGGGUCUAAAGCCAGAGAUAUGGUCGAGAGCUUCCCACCGUGCGGCAGUAAGUAUGAAGUAGUGGUAGACCAGCUUAAACAAAGGUUUGCAAGGGAUGAGCUGGUCAUAGAACAUUAUGUUAGAGAGCUGCUUCAGUUAACACUUUCUCAAGCGAAGGGCGUAUCAGGAUGGCCGAUUGCGUCCUUGCAUGAUAAAAUAACAACGCAAGUUCUAGCGUUAGAGAGUAUGGGCAGGACACAAAAUAAGUACGCUGCAUUUUUAUACCCGCUAGUGGAAGCCGCCCUUCCAGGAGAGGCGUUGAGAUCAUGGCACAGGUCAUGUACAGAUGGCAGCUGCAGUGGAGGCUACUCCCUAAACGAUCUUCUUCUAUUCGUCAAGCGGGAAGUUUUUGCAGACGAAAGAGUACGUUUAGCGAGAACUUUUACUAUGAAUUCGGUGGCCGGAACAUCAACUUCAUGUUUUACAACAGCGGAUGAAAAACAAAAGCCGCAACAGACACCUGCAAAGGUAUGUAUAUUUUAG
Molecule: messenger RNA, 744 nt
Organism: Aricia agestis (brown argus)
Lineage: Eukaryota; Metazoa; Arthropoda; Insecta; Lepidoptera; Lycaenidae
Exons: 1
Coding region: 1-744 (247 amino acids)
Source: RefSeq, a predicted model, not a curated record